Molecule: messenger RNA, 420 nt
Organism: Stylonychia lemnae
Lineage: Eukaryota; Ciliophora; Spirotrichea; Sporadotrichida; Oxytrichidae
Source: the annotation of a GenBank genome assembly
AUGAAGACUCAUCAGAGUGUCUCAAGCCAAAGAAGAAAGUCAAGAAAGGCUCACUUUAGCGCUCCUUCAAGCAUUAGAAGAAAGAUCAUGAGCAGCCAUUUGAAUAAGGAGUUGAGAACCAAGUACGACGUGCGCUCUAUUCCCGUCCGCAAGGGUGAUGUCGUAAAAGUCAUGAGAGGUACUGGCAAGGGCAGAGAAGGCAAAGUCCUCACAGUCUACAGAAAGAAAUGGGCUGUUCACGUCGAAAAACUCACCAAGGAGAAGUCCAACGGUACCCAAGUCCAGAUCCCAGUACACGCAUCAAACCUCCUCAUCACCUAACUAAAGAUCGACAAGAACAGAAAAGCGAUCUUGGAAAGAAAGAAGAGAGUCACCAAGGAAAAGAACAAGCACAAGGAAGGUCUCGCCGGCCUCGACUGA